AUGUCAUUCGGAAGCGUCGUAACGCUUGAAGAGCUGAAGAUCUUACUCAGGGCAGCAUCUACAGAGCUCAACGCCACCGGAAGAGACUCGCAACCGUACCGCCCCGAUGACUUUACUGUGGCGCGCAGCGUCCGUCUCGUCGAGAAAAACGGAUUGCCCCUGAUCGUCAAGUAUGGUACGCGCGUCAAACCGGUAGAGGCCGAUACAACUCUCUUUGUCUCCCGCAACACGUCUGUUCGUGUGCCCGACAUUUACGCUAUCUUUACUGAGGUCGAGCAACACGAAUAUGAAGAUGUCGAGGGCAUCGACACCGCUGAUAUCGAAGGCCUAGGCUCCGUGGCCGACGAACCGCGGUCUAUGACUUACAUCGUCGAGGAACGCCUUCCUGGUCGAACACUCAAAGAGGCCUGGCCGGUCAUGACCCACUCGGAACGCUUGGCGGUCGCAGUGGAUCUCAAGAACAUCUUCACGCAGCUCUCCGAGCUCGCUCCCAGGCGUAUCUGUCUUGGCCCUCUCUGCGGUCCGUGGCAGAACGAGUUCUUCCGCCCGUUCGAGGACUGUUCUCCAUGUGGCGACAACGACGCGCGCACGCUCCGCGACUUCCUCUCGUACUUCCACGGCAUCGCCACCUCCGCCGGGUCGCGCGCACACAAAUGGCGGUUGGACCACAUCGAUCUCGGGCGGCACGCGGUGUUCUCGCACGGGGAUCUACAGCCCUGCAAUAUCCUGGUCUCCAGCGACAGGGGCGCGCGCGUGGUGGGCAUAAUCGACUGGGCCGCGGCAGGCUGGUGGCCGUAUUUCUGGAACACGUUCGUGUUGCUGAGCAGCAAGGCGCGCUUCCGGAGCCUGGACGGGUGGGAGAAGAUCAUGCCGAUACUGUGCGAGUGGCUUCCGGAGGAGGCGCGGGAGUUUCAGACGGUGCUGUCCGCGGCGAUGGCGGCGCUCGGUGAGGUCGAAGAUGAAAUGCAGCAUACGGAGUACUAA
Messenger RNA from Trametes versicolor FP-101664 SS1, 984 nucleotides. RefSeq lists its product as uncharacterized. The transcript has a single exon. NCBI's taxonomy places the organism in Eukaryota, Fungi, Basidiomycota, Agaricomycetes, Polyporales, Polyporaceae. The record is from RefSeq and is a predicted model, not a curated record. Bases 1 to 984 code for a protein of 327 amino acids.